Closterium sp. NIES-67 is the source of this 1277-nucleotide messenger RNA. The record is from the annotation of a GenBank genome assembly. NCBI's taxonomy places the organism in Eukaryota, Viridiplantae, Streptophyta, Zygnematophyceae, Desmidiales, Closteriaceae.
ACCCAAUCAAUGAAACUAUCUUUGGUGGAGACACUCGCCAGAUUCGAGAAGGAGGUGAAACGAACUGACACCGGGUUCUUGGCGAUAGCAACAGAGGUGGAGAAUGACGGAGAGAAAGCCUCGGAACCUCCAGAAAAAAUCAAGGACUUACUGAAGGAGUUCCAAGACAUUCUUCCCGACGACCUCCCAAAUGAGCUACCGCCAUACCGAACGCAUCAACACGAGAUCGUGGAGGAACCGGGUUCGAAGCCGACCUUCCGAGCACCCUAUCGGCUCAGCUCUACGGAGCUGACCGACAUGAAAAAACUGAUCGAGUAUCUCGUAGCCAAAGGACUCAUCCAACCAUCCACUUCACCAUACGGUGCCCCAGUACUCUUCACACCGAAACCGGACGGAAGAUUGCGCAUGUGCAUCGACUACCGAGCUCGUUACAAGCAAACCAUCAAGAAUAAAUAUCCGAUACCGCGAAUCGAUGAGCUGCUUGACCAGCUUCGGGGAGCUACGGUAUUUUCAAAACUAGAUCUGCGAUCCGAAUAUUGGCAGAUACGGAUGGCGGACAACUCUAUCCACAAAACUGCUUUCCGAACUCGGUAUGGAUCGUACGAGUAUUUGGUAAUGCCGUUCGGACUCACCAACGCACCAGCAACAUUCCAAGCAGAAAUGAACCACAUUCUACGACCACCUUUGGACGAGUGCGUGGUAGUGUACCUGGACGACAUCCUCAUCUACUCGUGCGACAUGAAGCAGCACGUCGAGCACCUACGAUGCGUCUUCGAGAUUCUUCGACGAGAACGCUUCUACGUCAAACUAUCCAAGAGCGAUUUCGCCCUCGAGAAAGUCCAAUUCCUUGGACAUAUCGUAAGCGCUCAAGGAGUUCACGUCGGCCCCAAGAAAGUUGAAGCCGUACGUACGUGGAAGACGCCCGAGAACGUGAAGGAGUUGCAGCAGUUCCUAGGCUUCGCGAAUUAUUACAACAGGUUCGUGCCACAGUAUGCGAAACUCGCAGCACCACUCAUGAAUCUGCUGAAGAAGAACACGCCCUACAAAUGGGAACCGAAGCACCAGGAUGCCGUGGAGCAGCUGAAACAAGCACUCACGUCCGCACCGGUACUCAUCUUGCCAGACCCCGAACGCGACUACGUUAUCGAAGCUGAUGCCAGUGACCAGGCAGUGGGAGCAGUCUUGAUGCAAGACAAGGGGAAUGUACUGCAACCAAUUGCCUACCUCAGCAAGAAACUACAUGGAGCAUAACUCAACUACCCGAUACACGACAAAGA